AAUUCUUUUAAUCUGAUGGAAACUAAUAUUAAGCAAACGAAAGCAAAGAGAUAAGCAAGCUCUUGUAUAUAGUAGAAAAUGAUGAAGAAAUGUUUACAAAACUCUCCAAAGUCCUCUCCAAAAGCCUCUCCAAGUAGAAAAUCUACUACUCUGCAACACUUGCUCGAUUUAGAUUCAAAAAAUAUCAGUAUGAUUCCUUCUUCUAGUCCAAGAAAGAUGAGACAAUCUUCCUUAGACUCUGAAAAUGAGGGAAUUCUAUCGAUAAUAUCUAACUGUUCUAUCGUUUUUAACUUCACCGAUCCCUUAGAGUCUCCUUCUCAACAGGAUUUAAAAAGAAACAAACUAAUUCAACUUCUUGGUAUAGUAAAAUCCCCUAAUCCAUUUCCUGAGAAAGUCCUGCCCUCUCUUGUUUCUAUGAUAGCAGUAAACCUUUUCCGGCCUUUACCUCCAUCUUGUACUUAUAAUACUAUAACCUCAGCAGACUUGUUACCUGAUGACGAAGAUUUUGCUUCUACUCUUUCACCCACUUGGCAACAUCUGCAAAUUGUUUAUGACAUUCUUCUUAGACUAGUUCUUAACAUUGAUCCCAAGGUUCUUCGCGAACUUAUCAAUCAAUCAUUUCUUCUUAACCUUCUUUCUCUUUUCCAAUCUGAUGAUCCUCGCGAACGCGAGAUUCUGAAGAAUGUUUUUCACCGGAUAUACUUGAGAUUCACCUUCCAUCGUUCAUUCAUGAGAAAGUCAAUGAAUCAAGUGUUCUUGCAUUAUGCUUUCGAGACCGAGAAGCACAAUGGGAUUGCUGAGUUGCUUGAGAUAUGGGGAAGUAUUAUAAAUGGAUUUACAGUGCCAUUAAAAGAAGAACAUAAGCUUUUUCUGAUGAGAGUGCUCAUUCCUUUGCAUAAGACGAAAGGGGUGCAAUUUUACCAUAGACAGUUAUCAUAUUGUGUUAAUCAAUUUGUGCAGAAAGAGCCAAUGUUAGGUGGGAUCGUUGUUAGAGGGUUGUUAAGGUAUUGGCCUAUCACUAAUUGGCAAAAGGAAAUUUUGCUUAUAGGUGAAUUGGAGGAGUUAGUGGAUAAUAUUGAUCCUGGUCAUUAUAGAAAGCUGGCUUUGCCUAUUUCUACCCGAAUUACAAGAUGCUUGAACAGUUGGAACUCUCAGGUUGCAGAACGUGCAUUAUACAUAUGGAACAAUGAACAGUUGGUGAAAUUGGUAUCAUCAGCAAUAGAAGAAGUGUUACCUGUGGUGGUUGAAGGGAUGGAGAAGAACCUGAAAUGUCACUGGAGCGACAGUGUCAAGCAAUUGACAGAAGAUGUUAAAGCAAUGCUUCAGGAAAUGUAUCCAUCUUUAUAUGAAAACUCUGUGCAGGAAAUUGAACAAAGACAGUUCUUGGCUCGCCAACGAGAACUGAAGAGGAAGGAAACAUGGGAAAGAAUAGAAUUGGAAGCAGCCAAGAAUCACUUCCUCCAGCCGCACCACUUGUUAUGUCUUUCUCAUUGAUAAGCAUUUAUGUAUGUAUAUAAAUCGAACUAAACUCUGCU
Molecule: messenger RNA, 1535 nt
Organism: Jatropha curcas
Lineage: Eukaryota; Viridiplantae; Streptophyta; Magnoliopsida; Malpighiales; Euphorbiaceae
Product: serine/threonine protein phosphatase 2A 57 kDa regulatory subunit B' beta isoform
Biological process (GO): signal transduction
Cellular component (GO): protein phosphatase type 2A complex
Molecular function (GO): protein phosphatase regulator activity
Source: RefSeq, a predicted model, not a curated record